AUGGCAACUGCAGAUGGAGACGUCGAGCAUUUGCUCGCGACGAAGACAGCGACGCCAAUCGCACAGUUGGCCCCCGAACUGCCCGAUCAGGCGACUCGAAAAGUACACGGAGAAGUCACGAUCACCUGGCCGUUCAGCUCUGUCAGCAAGAGCGUUGCCUUCCUACUCGCCGAGCCAGACUUCCGACUGCGACGCGACAAAGGCCAGGUGCGCAUACAGCUCAAUGGCCCUAGCGCCGAGGUCGUCGGGGGCUUGGAGCUCGGGAGCGGCGAUGAGGUCACCUUGGAUCUGGACGGCGUGGAGUGGGCCAGGGACGAGGAACCUGCGCGACCACCGGGCUCUCGGUCGGAUUGGCAGCUGAAGUUCGUGGGAAAGCUCACGCUCAAGGUCACACUUGGCGAGUCUCAAGAAACCAAGUUCAUCAAUAUCGACCAACCUGUUCCCACCGAGUCAGAAGAGGCGUUCGAGCCCAUCCCAUUCGCCGAGAUCGACACGACCAUCUUCGACGACGAACCCCCGAUGCAGAAUAACGCUAAACCUGUUGUCAACGAGUACGCAUCGCCGAUAUUCAUGAAGAGGUCGAGGGCUUCAUACGCGCCCCUGUUUGAAUUUGACCUCGACGAAGAACUGGAGGCGGAUGGAGGCAGAAGAGGCAAGGGCCGCAAGCGGCCUAGGUACUCUGUGCAGAAUGGCAGGUGGAGAUACCGAGAAGAAAGCAGCAGUCCUGAGCCCGAGAUACUACAAAACUCAUCCUCGCCUGCCUCGGCACAAGAUGGUGAUAUCGUGAUGCAGGACACACCGUCGAAGCCUCAGAUGGCAGACGGGGCGUGCCAAACUUCCGAGCUGGAACUUCCACCACCACCCCAGAGUGUAGCAAAUACGCCGUCCAAGGCUCUCAGCAGGACAGGAUCUUCAUCCUCGCCCUUAAGUGGCAGGUCUCCAGGGACAUACAUGGGCGCCACCACGAACGCUGGUGUCCAAGCGUCGAUGUCGAGCCUUGAAGGUGCAGCCCCAACCCAACAACAGCCCGCCGCCACGGCGGGUAUGAUUCCUCCGGGAGUAGAAGACGGAACGAGGAACCAGGAUGAGAUGAGGGAGCAAGGUAUCCUAUCCCAGCCAGUCUUCGAACAAGGUGUUCCGCGGGCAGCUCUCCCGCAUGGCCGGGAAUCCUCGGCGGACGGAGACGACGAUUCGAUGGACAGCGAUGAGCAGGCAGACUACGAUGAGGACGAGAAAGGCGACGACUACGAUAUGAGAAACUACGAUCGUAUUUCGGACGACGAGGAGGGCUUCGAUGCCGAAAGGGGAGGACCUCUACCUGACGAGGACCUGCUAGAAGAGGACGAAGAUUUCGAUGAGGACGAAGAGGAUUAUGAUGACGAGGAGGAGGAUUACGAGGAAGGCGACUACGCAGGAGGGAUUGUCUAUCGACAGCCGAUAGUGCAAACUGCGCCGCCCCCUCAGGUCCAGAAGGAACCCAUUAUCAUCGACUUGCUCUCGGAUUCAGACGACGACGAAGAAGAAGCACCCCCGCCGCCCCAAAGCCAACUUGGACUCCAACAAAUGGACGGGAUCGCUAAGUCCGAGCCCGAGAGACAUCUAAUAGCGGGUACGCUAGUCUCGAACGUUCAGCCUGGCCAAAGAUCCGUCAAGGUUCAGCAAGAGUCCGACGGGUCCGACGAGUCCGACGAGUCCGCAGAAGACGAGGAAGAAGAAGACGGAGAGGGAGAACCGCUUUCUGAUGACGAGCCGCUUGUUGACGAGAAUGGAAGCAGCGAAUCUGAGAGUGAUAAGGCAAGCGGAAACGACGGCGAUAUGGACGUGGAUGAGCCAACAAAUGCUGGAGCAAGUAAUGACGUGGAACCGAGCAGCGACAUCGAGGUCCCAUAUCGCCUAAUCGCCAGCGUACCGGAGGUGGAAGAGGCGGAUUCGAGUCCUGGCCAGUCGCGAAGUCAAAGCGAAGUCGACGAAGGCUCCAACGUCGAAGAGACUACUGCAAAAGUGGACUCCAUGGCUGAAAAGACACAACAAGCACAGGCAGAGACCGGGCAAGCACUCGGUGAUGAAGAUGAUGCGAUGAGCGAGGAUGGACACGAGGCAGACAAUAGGGCUGGAUCCUCUCAGCCAGAGCCUAUCGACUUGCCUGCGACGUUUCAGACACAAUCGAGGGAUGUAGCUGCAUCUUUCGAGACGCAAGUCAUGGAUUCGACUCCAGCCAAUAUUUCGUCGUCGCCCUUAGGCCGACCACCAAGUUCGGAGACCUUACACAUGCACCCGGUCGAUCUAAACGCGUCAUUCCAGACACAGACGGGAGACGUAGCUGCGUCUUUCCAGUCACAAGUGCUGGAGCCGGCCAUGUCACCCAACCUCUCAUCUCCGCCACAGCGGCAAGAACCCAGCCCUCAGGCGGCAGAGGACACCUUGAUGGACGACGGCCAGCCCGAUGGCACAGAUGGGCAUCGAAAUUCCGGCUCUGGGGAGGACGCGUCUGAUGAAGUGCUAAGCGACGACGGAGCGGGACAGCCGUCAGGUCAAGGGCCGAGGCUUUCCGGCGACGAACCGGGAGAGAGAGGCACCGAUGAAAUGGACAUAACGCCGAAUAUUCAAAACGAGGCCUCGGAAUCUAAGAGCUUCGAAGGCUUCUCCGAUGACCCGCAGGAGGCACCGCCAUCACCGCCUGAAUCCCAGCAUCGAGAAGGUCGCGUUACGAGAUCGAUGGACGUCUCCAUGACUACAGUCUCCAGCCACGUCGAAACACAAGUCACCGACAAGGAGGUAGCGAUCAUCCAGACGCAGGACACGGAGGUUGUGCUCUCGCAACCUGAUGUGUCCAGAGAGGAGAAGGAGUUGAGUGUCCGGAACAAGAAGGUUGCCACGACAGCAGAGGAAGCAGUGUCGGCCCCCGGAGAGCUCGAAAGUGAUGCCGAAAGUAUUAAGGAUGGACGAGCGGCAUCUCAUGACGAAGCUCAACUAGACGAAAACGAAGAUCUCGCCAUUUCGGAAGCCGCAUCAGAGCCGUUAGAGAACGAGAUCGUUGCGGUCUCGUCCCCGACGCAACCGGCUGACCCAGAGGAAGCAGAAGAACCGAAACCGACCGGCGUUGCUGGAAAAGAAGUCGCCCACGCCCUCAGUGACGAGGAAGACUUUCACGACGCUUCCGAGCUGCUUCAGAUGGACGAGUCGCCCAGCGUGGCACACUUUGACGACCGUGCCAGCUUCGUGACGGCCAACUCCCAGGCUUCUGAGUCCAGGGAAACAGAGGAAGCGGAGUCUCCCUCGGUGCGCAAAUCAAAGCGUAGUUCUAGAAUCCGCACACUGCGUGAGGAAUCCAACAUCCAAUUCGCGAAGCCGCCUCGUGGCUCGAAGCGAGGAUCACGCGUAUUAUCCGACCAGUCGCCCAGCCCGCGCACGACGCGUAGCCAGACAAUGAGCUUUCAGAAGACCGAGAGCCCGACUCAUGAGCAGGAAGACAUGUUCGCUCGUGCUGGUCUCCGGUCUCCGUCCAGGAGGAAGGCUUCUGCCACAUCGGCGAACAAGGCCAAGAACAAGGCCAAGCCGAAGGACGACCUGGUCAAGCGUCUCGACACCGAAAUGCCAGAGUGUGCUCCGCUCAAGGAUCUCAAGUCUUACAACAUGAACACUCUUGACAUCGCGGCCGUUGUCACCAGCACCAACACCACUCCGCAGCGCACUAAAGCACGGCAAUACGUGUCGUCUUUCACCAUUUGCGACCCGUCCACCGCCCCUGAAGGCGUGAUCGAAGUCUCGCUCUUCCGCGCCCACAAAGACUACCUGCCUGUUGUGAAGCCGGGCGACUCUAUCCUUCUGCGCCACUUCACCGUGACGUCGCUUCCCGAUAGGGGCUUCGGACUGAGAACGGAGGACGAGUCUAGCUGGGCUGUUUUUGACACUGACGGCGAGGACGCGACCCCGCAGGUCCGUGGCCCGCCAGUCGAGCUGAGCGAGAAAGAGAAGAGCUACCUCGUUGAUCUGAGGGCGUGGUCUGCGGCGCUGGAUGAGGGCGCGAAAGGCAAGCUGGCGGAGGCUGUUGGGGAGAUGGUGCAGAAGGGGAAGGAGAGUCGCGGCGAGAAGUGA
Diaporthe citri is the source of this 4095-nucleotide messenger RNA. RefSeq lists its product as uncharacterized. Gene Ontology annotation, cellular component: chromosome, telomeric region; nuclear telomere cap complex. Gene Ontology annotation, biological process: telomere capping; regulation of telomere maintenance via telomerase. The record is from RefSeq and is a predicted model, not a curated record. Bases 1 to 4095 code for a protein of 1364 amino acids. Gene Ontology annotation, molecular function: G-rich strand telomeric DNA binding; telomerase inhibitor activity. The transcript has 3 exons. Lineage: Eukaryota; Fungi; Ascomycota; Sordariomycetes; Diaporthales; Diaporthaceae.